UGAAGAUCUGAGCGAUCUGAGCUCUCCGAGACGGUGAGGGGCUGAGGAGAAAGUGCACUCACCCUACAGUGCAGAGGAAUUCCACACAUCUCCGCCUGGUCUUCGCAGCUUAGCAGAAAGAAAACAGCACAGCCCGCUCAUGGACUCUCAGAGAUUCAUUUUUCUGCUGGUGUUAUUUCUCCAUGACCUGCAGGCACUGAACUCUGUUUCCUCUGAUUCCUGCUCACCCCAAAACAGAGCCAAGUGUAAGGAAUCUGAUGCUUGUCGUUCACACACGUGUCCUUAUGGCUCAGUCUGUGUGGCCAAUCGCAGUGAGUAUACCUGCCGCUGCAAGAAAGGGUUUGGACUGUGCCUGGAGAUUCAUAACUGUACAACUGGGCGUCCCUACUGCAAAGAUGUCGAUGAGUGCACAUUAAAGUCAAUGAAAUGUAACAAGAGGGAAAGCUGCUUAAAUACGAUCGGAAACUACUGCUGUCUGACCGGAGGAGGUCACUCCAAUUGUACAGAUUGUGAACAAUCCUGCUUUAUGAACCGGACAAGAAUUGAUAAAAAUUCCACAGAAUCUGACCAAGUGUGCAUUAGUGCGUGUGAAAUACAGACUUUCUACCUGAGCGUGUCCACAGUCAGAAGUCGACCAGCCCAGCUCAGGAAUGUAUUCCAGCUCCUGGACAAGACGGAAAGCAUGAUGAGGUCUUUGGUUGAAGCUCCAUCAAAUCAGCAUGAAGAGCAUCAGUCAAUGGAAGCAUUUGAAAUUGGAAUAAAGCGACAAACAAAUGCCUCUGAUCCAUUGACGAUAUCGGUAUUGGGACACACCGUUGAUGUGGACCCAGCCAUUCUGAAGGAAGUGACCCCUGGAAGGGUGCCUACUGCUGGUCUGAUUGUCCACAAGGACCUGUUUGCAUUUCUGAGCAACAAUAAUGAGACUGGUCCUGGAUUGAAGCUGAGCUCCAUGGUGGUAACCAUUGUGAUUGGCAACAGGAAGAACAGUUCCCUCAUCCAGCCCCUCAUCUUCACCUUUCCCCACAAUGAGGAAAACAAGGAUGAUUUUAUAAUAACCUGUGUCUACUGGGAUCCCACUUCAUCAUCAAAAAACUUCUGGUCUCCUGAGGGCUGUGAGCUGGUGGAAUACAACAACACACAUACCGUCUGCAAAGCCCAUCACCUAUCCAGCUUUGCUGUCCUAAUGGCUCUAAAGGAUCUUCCUGAGGUUUUUGAGGUGGAACUCAUCACGUACAUUGGGUUAAGCAUCUCAUUACUGUGUCUGUUUCUGGCAAUCAUUACAUUUUAUACUUGUCAAUCCCUGAAGGACACACGGUGUGCCAUCCACCGGCACCUCUGCCUCUCCUUGGUCAUGGCUGAUUUCAUCUUCCUUGUGGGAAUUUCACAAACAAGCAACAAGAUCUUGUGUGGACUUGUUGCUGUGGUGCUCCACUACCUCUUCCUGGCCGUAUUCAUCUGGAUGCUCUUGGAAGGUGUGCAGCUCUAUCUGCUGGUGCAAGUGGUCUUUCAGACCAAGACUCCCCUGGCGAGAUACAUGCACUGGGCUGGCUAUGGACUUCCAUUUAUGAUCGUGGCCAUUUCUGCAGCGGCCAACCACAAAGGAUACGGCACCCCAACAGCGUGCUGGCUCUCACCAAAGCAUUACUUCACCUGUAGCUUCUUUGUGCCCGCCAUCUUUAUCUGCAUCGUUAACUUUUACAUCCUUUUCAAAACAUUGAUGAAGUUAUCGCGCGUGAUCCCUGACCAGAUUCAUCUGAACAAGAACAGAGUGUUUACGCUGACUGCAAUUGGUCAGUUGGUGAUCCUGGGCUGUACCUGGAUAUCUGGAGGGUUCUUCAUCCAAAAUGCAACUGUUCCAAUGAUGUACAUCUUCACCAUCUUAAACAGUUUCCAGGGGAUGUUCAUCUACAUCAUGCACUGUCUGAUGCGCAAGAAGGUGAGGGACUUCUAUCAGAGUAAAUUCAAAAAAUGCUUCAGUAGGCCGUUUAUAUGGUCUCCAGUCUCCACCACCUUCUCCAGCUCAAAUCAGGUGAGGAGAAGUGUCCAAGAGACAGAAUCAACUUCAGGAGCCAUACAGUGAGCAGUGAAGGAUAUAUGUGAGGAAAACCAAUCGCCAACUGCUCCCUCACCCUCACUGUGCUCUGAUUUCCUGGCUCUAGGUUUCCUGCCUCUGGGUUUCCUGACUCGUGACUGUUCAAGUCGAACAGGGUUGUUUUGUGCUGCUGCUACAUUGCACCUUUAAAUUUCAGACACGGGCAAGUCCCAGGAAGAACUGAAAUCUGUCCCCUCAAAGUGAAUUCACUCCAAGUGCACCAGCUAGCAGAUACCACUCCCAUCAUGCCAAGUUAUUCACCUGUUAUUUGUGAGAGUUUGCUGUGUACAGGAUCUUGCCACAUAUUCAGCAUUGUAGUAUUGACCAGACUUCAGACAUAUGUCACCAGAUACAGUUCCUAAUGCUCAGGCCCACAAAAGAAAUUGCAGUGUGCAUCAUUUUGCUCUGUACAUGAUUAGGUAGAACUGGAGAAUCGUUCCGAGCUCAGAGGGGAAACUCAAGUGCAGGAGUUUGGUGUUGCUGCUGCCUUACAGUUUUACAUCUGCUGUGGCUGGAGGAGUUCAUAUGUCUGGGAUUGUGAGACUAACCAGGAGAUCCAAUUCCUCAAGAUUCCACAAAUGUACUCCCUGCUUUAGAGAGUUUUGAGAAAUUUCACUGAGUUCAGGAGUCUGGUUGGUGCUGUCACUUCUCAUAAAUACCCAGCUGGUUCAACAGUAUCCAAUGGAGAAGGAAUCUUGCAUCCAUCACCCAUCUAGUGGAUAUAUGGUCCAUGGUAUCUGGAGAAGGGAGCACACUACUGCUUCCUCAGGGUAACCACAGGCCAACUAUAGUGUACACCCCCAGAAUUAAUAAACUCAUUCAUCACA
This is a messenger RNA of Hypanus sabinus (Atlantic stingray), 2919 nucleotides long. Its product is annotated as adhesion G protein-coupled receptor E2-like. Gene Ontology annotation, cellular component: membrane. Lineage: Eukaryota; Metazoa; Chordata; Chondrichthyes; Myliobatiformes; Dasyatidae. Gene Ontology annotation, molecular function: G protein-coupled receptor activity; calcium ion binding. Gene Ontology annotation, biological process: adenylate cyclase-activating G protein-coupled receptor signaling pathway; cell surface receptor signaling pathway. The transcript is spliced from 16 exons. Bases 140 to 2080 code for a protein of 646 amino acids. The record is from RefSeq and is a predicted model, not a curated record.